UCAGGAAAUCUGUGUAGGCCUACAGUUUUAAGACCAGAAUUGAUAAGAGUUGCAAUAGCUUUUAUCAAAUGUGUUUGUUCUAAAAUGAUAUGUGAUUCAAAAUUGAACUUGAAGUGGAAUCAGUUGUUGUAUUUACCAGUACAGUAGACAUUGAUUGUAGAACAUCGUGCAUUGUCUUUAAGUUGAUUGAUUGACUGGUUGAUUGAUUGAUUGAUUAUUUGUUUGAUUGAGUGAUUAGUUAAUCUUUCUGACCCAUUUUAUUAUUGUUUGUAUAUACUGUUUGGUGCUAGGCCUUGAAAGUGAAAGUUGAAUUGAAUUUAAUAGACAAGGCUGAGCUUGGAUUGUGAAAAAUAAAGACUUUGAAUAGGCCUCUGUACAGGAAUGUGAAAAAGCAAAGUGCUUGAGGCAGAUAACAAUAGGCAAGUCUGUACUUGGAUUGUGAAUAAGAAAAUUACUUGGAACAGGCCACAGUAGGGAGGACUGUGCUACAAUUACGAAAAAGAGAAAGUCUUGGACCCAAAGCAAGCCGCAAGGCUGUGUUAGAAUUGUGCAAACAGUCAUUGGAAUCCGUCUUAGCCAUCUUUACGAUGAUACGAUAUUUUAUUGCGUGCACUUGCUUUGUAGCAAACGUCCUUUUCUAUACUAUAAGGCUUAAUUUAAGUAUCGCCAUUACUGUGAUGGUGCGUCACAACACAAGUUUGACUGUUGGUAAAAUGGAGCUGCCACUUAACACCACAAAAAGCAACGACAAUAAUGUGCAAACUUUCGAUUGGGAUGAAAAAACACAGCAAAUGAUACUUGGAGCUUUCUUUUAUGGUUACGCAAUCAUGCCGAUACCCGGAAGUUGGUUGGCAGAACAUAUAGGCGGCAAACGAAUGAUUGGAUUUUCAAUUAUUUGUUCGAGUAUUCUAUCAAUCUUAAUACCAUGGGCAGCAGGAGUCAGUGUUGGCCUAGUUGUGAUAUUGCGAGGUUUAGACGGAAUGGUUCAGGGAAAUGUAAUACCUGCAACUGUCAUCUUACUGCAAAACUGGGCUCCGAAAGCUGAGUUAAAUACCAUAAUAUCAAUUGCUUUUGCAGGAAUGCAGAUGGGUAUCACUGUUGGGAGUCUACUGUCUACUAGGCUUUGCUCAAUGAAUGUGCUUGGAGGAUGGCCAUUGUCUUUUUAUACGUACGGCAGUGUAGGCUUGAUUUUGGCUUUAUUUUGGACAGUGUUUGUAUACGAUACAGCAAACGAACAUCCAUGCAUAUCACAGAAUGAGCUCGCCUUGCUCGAUUCAAACCCAAGUCCAAUGGAAUCGGAUAUCAAAAUUAAAUCCGUUCCAUGGCUGUCCAUUUUUACCUCGCCACCAGUUUUGGCAAUCGUCAUAAGUUACUUUUCAUUCGACUUUGGCGUAUAUUUCUUCUUUACGGAUAUACCAACAUUUUUGUCUUCAGUUUUAGGAUACGAUUUUCAAACACACUUGGAAUACCAGCUGUCUGUCUUCUUGCUCUUGGAUAUGCUAGCAGUAAUGAAUACUUCAUGCAGUUUCUUAUUAUAACUACUUUUGGAAUUUAUGGAGUAGGGAAUUCCGUGCUUUCCAACCCGAUAGACCUUUCUCCAAUGUACUCUGGGAUAAUAACAGGUGUCGUAAUGACGAUAUCCAGUUCUGCUGGUUUUAUUGGACCUUUCAUUGUUGGAUUAUUAACGCAAGAUAAUAAUGUGUUGAGACAAUGGUCCAUAAUGUUUAAAAUAACUGCUGGCAUCCAGAUUUUUGGGAUGAUUAUUUAUCUAUUCUUUGCGCAAGUUGAAGAACAGGAGUGGUCAUGUACAGGAGCGGUUAUGCAUAAUGGUCAAAAACAGGAAAGGUCAAAUCUGAAAAUAAGUAAUGACGAAGAGAAAGCAAGUUUAAUUAAUAAGAGAUAAUGCAAUUACACUAAAACUUGUUUGUUAAGAUUUUAUUAUUAUUAUUUAUUAUUGUAUUGUGAUGUAUUGGAGUUCCAUAAAUUACAAACAAACAUUUGCGUUCAGUAGUGGUGCAGUAUGCAGUAGGAAGUGAAACGCACCACUUCAGUGAGUGCCGCUGAUACAAAGGCAUAUUUUCACUAAAUAAUAAAAUAAAUAUAUAAAGUGAACUUGUGUACCUUAUCAAAAUGUAAAUCAAGCACUCCCCAAGGUGGCGGUCCCUUGCUCUCACUGGUGUCUUACCUGUCUUUAUCUUAACUGUUGUAAACAGAGUCUUAUUUAGAAGGUAAUUUGUCUUUUGUUUACAAUUAAAAUAAUGACUUAAAGUAUUUCAAAAAUUAUAAAGACGUGGCAAUAUUCAAUAUUGUGCUGUAAACAUAAUCCUGUAUCAUUACAUAUUUGUGCUUCACAAACAUUGACUGAUUAUACAUUAGGUACUGACAGCCUUACGAAAUAUUGUCUAUGGCCGGGCCUUCCCACUAAGCCGGGCCUUCCCACUAAGCCGGGCCUUCCCACUAAGAAAGCCCUUUCGAUAUUGCUGGUAAGUUUGGUUUUAAACAGCAUAUUUAUUUAUUUUACCAGCAUAAAAUUUCGGUCAUAUAUUCAAUAUUAAAAAUUUCAGUCCCAUUCUCCGUUUAAUUUCUGGUUUACUGAUUAGCAUCUUAAGGUGGAACUCGUGUGGUAGUUUAGAAAAUCAUUAAAGUUGACAAAUAAAUGAAA
Messenger RNA from Anneissia japonica, 2662 nucleotides. Its product is annotated as sialin-like. NCBI's taxonomy places the organism in Eukaryota, Metazoa, Echinodermata, Crinoidea, Comatulida, Comatulidae. The record is from RefSeq and is a predicted model, not a curated record. Gene Ontology annotation, molecular function: transmembrane transporter activity. Gene Ontology annotation, biological process: transmembrane transport; monoatomic anion transport.